Messenger RNA from Syngnathoides biaculeatus (alligator pipefish), 4351 nucleotides. It is a transcript of the gene cpda, whose product is annotated as carboxypeptidase D, a. Gene Ontology annotation, molecular function: metallocarboxypeptidase activity; zinc ion binding. Bases 151 to 4257 code for a protein of 1368 amino acids. The record is from RefSeq and is a predicted model, not a curated record. The transcript is spliced from 21 exons. Gene Ontology annotation, biological process: proteolysis. Lineage: Eukaryota; Metazoa; Chordata; Actinopteri; Syngnathiformes; Syngnathidae.
CCCUUUUUGGUGAAACGGAAGUUGUUGCUAGCAAGGAAACAGGACGAACUGUUGGAGAAAACGCGACCGCGGUGGUGCGAACCAAAUAUAGCUGCUAAUUUUCUCUCCGUAGUGAAAGUCCGGAUGUUGCAGAGAUAGAGAGAUAUCAACAUGGCGCACAGAAGGGAGCCGAGGUCUGCGACUGAAAAACUACGGGUGUCACUUUUCGUCUCUUUUGUCUGUAUUAUGUUUCACCUCGGCGGCGCUGACGACAGGCUACCCCGGACACGAAGCACCUCGACUGGCGACACGGUAGAAAACUACGACAAAUACUACAAUUACGUCGAGCUCACCGGGCGUUUGCGGUCCUACGCCGAGAAAUACGCUCACAUAGCGAACCUGUCGAGCGUGGGUCGGUCGGUGCAGGGCAGGGAGCUCUGGGUGAUGCGGAUCACCAAGGACCCCCAUGUGGAGUCCCCGGGAAAACCCAGGUUCAAAUACAUUGGCAACAUGCACGGGGACGAGACCGUGUCCAGACAGGUUCUGGUCUACCUUGUGGAGUACCUGCUGACGAAAUACGAGGAGGAACCGCGGAUAGCUGAACUGGUGAACACCACUGAUAUCUUUAUCAUGCCCAGUAUGAACCCCGACGGAUUUGAGUUGUCCAGAGAGGGCGACUGUGCCGGUCACAGAGGGGGGCGAAACAACGCCAAGAACAAGGACCUGAACCGGAGCUUCCCUGACCAGUACACCAACGUAAUUACAAACCCAGAUAGCAUUCCUGAGGUCAUGGCGGUUAUCAGAUGGAUGCAGGACAAACAGUUUGUUCUGUCUGGUAACCUGCACGGUGGAACUGUGGUUGCCAGCUACCCCUUCGAUGACUCAGCCACCCACGAGGAGCAGGGCCAUUACAGCCAGUCAGCGGACGACAGCCUUUUUCGCUACUUGGCCCUGGCGUACUCCAAGAACCACCCGGUGAUGAAGACUGGGCACCCCAACUGUCCCGACACCCCAGAAGAGACCUUCAAAGACGGCAUCACCAACGGGGCGGAGUGGUACGAUGUAGCAGGAGGGAUGCAGGACUACAACUAUGUCCAUGGAAACUGUCUGGAAAUCACCAUGGAGCUAAGCUGCUGCAAGUAUCCCCAAGCUUCUCAGCUCCUUAAGGAAUGGAACCUUAACAAAGAGUCUCUCCUGGCCUAUAUUGAAAAGGUCCACAUUGGUGUCCGUGGCUAUGUAAAAGAUCACAUCAGUGGUUCAGCCAUCACCAAUGCCAGCAUAGUGGUUGCAGGCAUCCGCCACAACCUGACCACUGGAAGAUACGGGGACUACUACAGACUUUUACUUCCAGGGGCCUACAACAUCACUGCUGUUGCCACAGGGUACACACCGGUGACGGUCAACAAUGUACAGGUCUUGGACGGAAAUGCCACAGAACUGAAUUUUGUUUUAGAACCACUUGCCAUCGACCCAAAACCUGCAGUCAGUGUUACACUGACCACACCCUCCACGCCUUCACCCACUGAUAUUAACACCUCCACAUGGAAUACCAACACCCAGUCCCAGGUUGUAACCUCAGUGGGACGUAAACCCACACCCAGUCCUUCACCAACUGAGCCCCAGCCCGUUCAACCCCAAGAAUUUCGCCACCACAACUACGCUGACAUGGAGCUCUUUUUACGCAAGUACAGCGGCGAGUUCCCGUCUAUUGCUCAUCUUUAUUCUAUUGGCCGCUCGGUGGAAGGCAGGGAGCUGUACGUGAUGGUUAUCUCAGACAACCCUACAGUUCAUGAACAUGGUGAGCCGGAGUUUAAAUAUGUGGGCAACAUGCACGGCAAUGAAGUCGUUGGCCGGGAACUAUUGCUCAACCUCAUCGAGUACCUGUGCCUUAACUACGGGACCGACCGGGAAGUCACAGAGUUGGUCAACAACACCCGUAUUCACAUUAUGCCGUCGAUGAACCCUGAUGGCUAUGAGGUGGCCAAUGAAGGUGAUGUAAGAAGCACUCGAGGGCGCAACAACAGCAACAAUUUUGACCUGAAUCGAAACUUCCCAGACCAGUUUGCCACCAUCAAAGAUCCUCGGCAGCCAGAGACAAUCGCCAUGAUGAAUUGGCUGAAAAGCAACCCUUUCGUGCUGUCAGCCAAUCUCCAUGGAGGUUCUUUGGUAGUCAACUACCCCUUUGAUGAUGAUCUAGAGGGCAAAAGGGAGUACAGCAAGUCUCCUGAUGACAACGUUUUUCAGCAGUUGGCUCGAUCCUACUCACAGGAAAACCCUCUGAUGCACAAUGGCCACCCUUGUGUGAACCUGUACCCUGGGGAAUACUUUGCAGACGGCAUCACCAAUGGCGCCAGCUGGUACAACGUUGCAGGGGGCAUGCAGGACUGGAAUUACUUAAACACUAACUGUUUUGAGGUGACUAUUGAAUUGGGUUGUGUGAAGUACCCCCGGGCCAAGGAGCUGCCUAACUACUGGGAACAAAAUCGUCAAUCUUUACUACAGUUUAUCCACCAGGUUCACCAUGGAAUUAAAGGUACCGUCUCUGACAUAAGGGAUGGAAUGGGAAUACCCAACGCCACAAUUCAGGUGGAGGAUAUUGACCACAAUAUUACCACAGCUCACACUGGUGACUACUGGAGACUGCUGGUCCCUGGGACUUAUGCCAUCACUGCCUCCGCCCACGGAUAUCAAUCUAUGAGGACGUUUGCCACCGUGUCCAAGGAUCGAGUGGAAGUGGUUGAUUUCAGAUUGACGCGGCUUCACUCAGACCCCAAUGGCCUGUGGCCUUCCGGACCCCAGCCAACCCCUAACCCGUCUGAGGAGGAGUUCGAGAGCUUAAUCAAGGACCUCUCUCUGGGCCAAGGUUUAGAACGGCUAGUCAAGAGUACGGACACGGAGAACAAUUUCAGAUUCCGAGGUUACAAGGAGCUGUCUGCCUUUCUUCGAGGUCUUACCCUCAACUUUCCAAAAAUUACAUCUUUACAGAGUUUGGGCCAUAGUGUUGAGUUUAGAACCAUUUGGGCUCUGGAAAUCUCCAACAACCCCGGAGCGGCUGAGCCUUCUGAGCCCAAGGUCCGUUUUGUAGCAGGGAUCCAUGGCAAUGCCCCUGUGGGGACCGAGCUACUUCUUGAGUUUGCCGCCUUGUUAUGCAUCAACUAUGGCAAAAACUCUGUCAUUACAAGGCUCAUCAAUGAGACCACAAUUGUGAUUGUGCCGUCAAUCAAUCCAGAUGGAAGAGAGCAAGCGGUGGAGAAGCAGUGCGUAUCCACCCAGGGUUUCACCAAUACUCAUGGCAAAGAUCUGGAUACAGACUUCUAUGGCAACGCAUCCCACCGUGUGGUAGAACCACAGCCGGAGACCAAAGCAAUGAUGGACAUGAUUUUAGAUAAGGUAUACACACUGUCUGUGGCCUUAGAUGGAGGAUCCCUUGUGGCUACCUACCCUUAUGACAAGCCUGUCCAAUCAGUGGAGAAUGAAGGCACUCUGAAGUACUUGGCCAGCGUUUAUUCCAACAACCAUCCCAAGAUGCACCUUGGCAACACUGGAUGUUCAAAUAAUGGGCAAGCAAGUAACAUCCCAGACGGCAUUAUGAGGGCAGCUGAGAGACAAAGUCACAUGGGCAGUAUGAAGGACUUCAGCAUGGACUUUGGCCAUUGUCCAGAAAUCACAGUGUAUACUGGAUGUUGUGUGUUCCCCCCAACGGAACAGCUCACCACGCUCUGGGCAGAGAACAAGAAGCCUCUUCUGAGCAUGUUGGUGGAGGUCCAUAAAGGUGUGCGGGGAAUCGUGAGAGAUAAGAGUGGGAAGCCCAUUGUUGGGGCCAUUAUUGUCCUGAACGGAGGUGUGAGAGUCUUCUCCGCGGAAGGUGGUUACUUUCACGCACUGCUGGCUCCUGGAAACCACAACAUUGAGGUGGUUGCUGAUGGCUACCAGCAACAGCGCCAAGAGGUGGUGGUGUCCUCCUAUGAAGCGGCGAGCUCCAUCAUCAUUGAAUUUGACAUGGACCACAGCAUCUUUGGUCUCCCCAGAGAAUUUGUGGUGGCCAGCGCAGCUGCCUCCAUGACGGCACUGGUGGUGACGGCGUGCAUCAUCUGGUGCGUGUGCGCCGCCAAGUCCAAUCGGCAAAAAGACGGCUUCCACCGCCUGCGCCAGCACCGGGACGAGUACGACGACGAGAUCCGGCUCACGUCCAUGGGCUCCAAGAAGUCGCUGCUGGCACACGAGUUCCAGGACGAGAGCGAAAGCGAUGAAGAGACGCUGUAUGCCAACAAAAUCUGAAGCUUUUGCUGUUUUAGAGUUUGCUCCUGCGAGAUAAAGCCCGGGGACACCAAGCGUGUGGACUCAUUGAACUAAAGGCCCCGUAAUGAACGCA